CGGGCCAGUGGCAGGCCAAUGGAGGUCGCAGCGCCUCACCUGGCGGUCCAAGUUGGGCCCAGGUGUGCCGGUGGCUCCGCCCCGCGCCCGGCCCAGGUCCCUCCUCAGGCCGGACUCCGCGGGCGGAAAUUCCUGCGCGGGCGGGACCCGGCGGGAGCAGAUCCCAGCGGGCGGUCUCGGCCAUGGAACCAGUGGCGACCUGGACCCCCGGGAAGGUGGCAGCUUGGCUGAGAGGCCUCGAUGACUCCCUGCAGGAUUACUGCUUUGAGGACUGGGAGCUGCCCGGGAAGUACCUGCUCCAGCUCUGUCCCCGCAGCCUUGAGGCCCUGACUGUGUGGCCUCUCGGCCACCAGGAGCUCAUCCUAGAAGGGGUGGAACAGCUCCGGGCCCUGAGCUCUGGGCUGCAGACGGAGAACCUUCAGAGCCUGACAGAGGGGCUGCUCCAGAGGACAUAUGCUUUCCAGAGCUUAGUCCAGGGCCGCCUGGAAGGCUGUGCCAAGACCCCUGCUGAUGUCCUCAGUGCAGCCGUGGAGCUGGUGCAUGAGGCCCAUACCCUCCUUUUCUGGCUCACCAGGUACCUCUUCUCCCACUUAAAUGACUUCUCGGCCUGCCAGAAGAUUGGGGAGUUGUGCGGGGAGCUGGGCCAGGCCUUGCAGGAGGACAGUCCGGCGGCCGAGAGGGAGAGCAAAGUCCUGAGGAUUUGCAGCCACGUGGCUGGGAUCUGCCACCACAUCCUGUGCUGCAGCCCCCAGGAGCUGCUGGAGCAGAGGGCCCUGCUGGAGCGCGUGCAGCUGGACGACCCUUUGGGCCUGGAAAUCCACACCACCAGUAACUGCCUGCACUUCGUGUCCCGUGUGGGCCCCCAGGUCGCUGCUGACUCCCGGCUGCAGAUCCUGCCUGGAGACGAGAUUGUCCAGGUCAAUGAGCAGGUGGUGGUGAGUGAGGAGGAAAGGGAUGUGGCUGUUCGUGGCGGAGGGGAG
Lontra canadensis (Northern American river otter) is the source of this 980-nucleotide messenger RNA. Its product is annotated as connector enhancer of kinase suppressor of ras 1-like. Gene Ontology annotation, molecular function: protein binding. The transcript has 8 exons. Lineage: Eukaryota; Metazoa; Chordata; Mammalia; Carnivora; Mustelidae. The record is from RefSeq and is a predicted model, not a curated record. The annotation marks the transcript as partial.